GCCACAGAGUAGAGAGCCUAGGCCGGCACAACCCAGCCCCUCCCCCAGCACACAGGCCUCGCCUUGGCCAGCUCCUGCCCUCCUCCACUUCUCACAUCCUCAGCCCUGGCCAUAGGCAGCAGGAUGCUGAAGCCACAGAGCCUAAGGACCCCACCUCAGAGAAGUGCAGCUCUCCCAGGUGGGGUUGCUGAGGCCUCAGCAGGGGCAGGCCUGAAAGCUGAUCUGAGAGGGCGUGGCCCUGGCAUGCUGGCAAAUAAAACCCCGGAGCAGCACAUCUGGAGACCAGCAGGCGGCAGGGAGACUGGAAAGCCACUCAGUGCCUGGGUCUUGGAAGUGAUGCCCAUGGCGUCCUCCCAUACCCUGCUCCUCUGCCUGCUGGUCCUGGCGCUCCCUGGUGGCUGGGGUCGCCAGGCGGCCGUCCCCGGCUGUCACCUGCGCACCUUCAACGUGACGGUGCGAAGUGACCGCCAGGGCACCUGCCAGGGCUCCCACGUGGCGCAGGCCUGUGUGGGCCACUGUGAGUCCAGUGCCUUCCCUUCACGCUACUCUGUGCUGGUGGCCAGUGGCUAUCGUCACAACGUCACCUCUGUCUCUCAGUGCUGCACUGUCAGCGGCCUGAGAAAGGUGAAGGUGCGGCUGCAGUGUUGGGGGGGCCGGAAGGAGGAACUGGAAAUCUUCACAGCCAGGGCCUGCCAGUGUGACAUGUGUCGCCUCUCACGCUACUAACCCAGCCCCCCCACAACAUCAGUUCUCUGUGUGUGGGGGGGUGUCAAACCCUGAGCUCCAGCCCUGCAGGAAACUCGCUGCAGGGCUUUCAAAAUGAGGAUGGGACCCCUCUGGGGUCUGACUCCUCACCUGAGAAGGGGGAAGUUCGGCCUCUGCCCGACCUCUGCCGGCCUCUCCAGGUUCACUCCCUCCUGUCCCUACCCCUAAAUAAAGGAGGCGGU
Condylura cristata (star-nosed mole) is the source of this 947-nucleotide messenger RNA. RefSeq names its product glycoprotein hormone alpha 2 (gene GPHA2). Gene Ontology annotation, biological process: cell surface receptor signaling pathway. The record is from RefSeq and is a predicted model, not a curated record. NCBI's taxonomy places the organism in Eukaryota, Metazoa, Chordata, Mammalia, Eulipotyphla, Talpidae. Gene Ontology annotation, molecular function: hormone receptor binding; hormone activity. Gene Ontology annotation, cellular component: extracellular region. The transcript is spliced from 4 exons. The coding region runs from base 124 to 726 and encodes 200 amino acids.